This is a messenger RNA of Mobula hypostoma (lesser devil ray), 5695 nucleotides long. Its product is annotated as zinc finger protein 229-like. NCBI's taxonomy places the organism in Eukaryota, Metazoa, Chordata, Chondrichthyes, Myliobatiformes, Myliobatidae. The record is from RefSeq and is a predicted model, not a curated record. The transcript has a single exon. The annotation marks the transcript as partial.
UCUGACCGACUGGCACGCCCCUCAUUUUACACAGGAGAGAGGCUGUUCACCUGCUCAGACUGUGGGAAGGGAUUCACUCUGUCAUCUGACCUAAUGGCACACCAGCGAGUUCACACCGGGGAGCGGCUGUCCACCUGCUCGGACUGUGGGAAGGGAUUUACUUCGUCAUCUCAACUGAAGGUACAUCAGCGAGUUCACACUGGGGAGAGGCCGUUCACCUGCAAAGACUGUGGGAAGGGAUUCACUCGGUCAUCUAACCUAAUGGCUCACCAGCGAGUUCGCACCGGGGAGAGGCCGUUCACCUGCUCGGACUGUGGGAAGGGAUUCACUUCGUCAUCUCAACUGAAGGUACAUCAGCGAGUUCAUACUGGGGAGAGGCCGUUCACUUGUUCAGUGUGUGGGAAGGGAUUCACUCAGUCAUCUCAGCUGAAGGUACAUCAGCAAGUUCACACCGGAGAGAGGCCAUUCACCUGCUCAAACUGUGGGAAGGGAUUCACUCAGGCAUCUCACCUACUGAGACACCAGUCAGUUCACACCAGAGAGUGGCCAUUCACCUGCUCAGACUGUGGGAAGGGAUUCACUCAGUCAUCCGCCCUAAUGGCACACCAGCGAGUUCACACUGGGGAGAGGCCGUACACCUGCUCAGACUGUGGGAAGGGAUUCACUUGGUCAUCUGACCUAAUGGCUCACCAGCGAGUUCACACAAGGGAGCAGCCGUUCACCUGCUCGGAAUGUGGGAAGGGAUUCACUACAUCAUCUCAACUGAAGGUACAUCAGCGAGUUCACACUGGGGAGAGACCAUUCACCUGCUCAGACUGUGGGAAGGGAUUUACUUGGUCAUCGAAUUUGAAGGCGCAUCAGAGAGUUUACAGUGGAGAGAGGCCAUUCACCUGCUCAGAUUGUGGGAAGGGAUUCACUUCGUCAUCUCAGUUACUGAGACACCAGUCAGUUCACACUGGAGAGUGGCUGUUCACCUGCUCGGACUGUGGGAAGGGAUUCACUUCGUCAUCUCAACUGAAGGUACAUCAGCGAGUUCACACUGGGGAGAGGCCAUUCACCUGCUCAGACUGUGGGAAGGGAUUCACUUCGUCAUCUCAGUUACUGAGACACCAGUCAGUUCACACUGGUGAGAGGCCGUUCUCCUGCUCAGUGUGUGGGAAGGGAUUCAUUCUGUCGUCACAACUAAAGGUACAUCAGCGAGUUCACACUGGGGAGAGGCCUUUCACCUGCUCAGACUGUGGGAAGGGAUUCACUUCAUCAUCUCAGUUACUGAGACACCAGUCAGUUCACACUGGUGAGAGGCCGUUCACCUGCUCAGACUGUGGGAAAGGAUUCACUUCGUCAUCUCAACUUAAGGUACAUCAGCGAGUUCACACUGGGGAAAGACCAUUCACCUGCUCAGAGUGUGGGAAAGGAUUCACUCAGUUAAUCCACCUGCAGAGACACCAGCAAGCUCACACUGGGUAGAGGCCGUUCACCUGCUUUGGUUGUGGGAAGGGAUUCACUCAGUCAUCUCAACUGCAGAGAUACCAGCGAGUUCACACUGGGUAGAGGCUGUUCACCUGCUCAGACUGUGGGAAGGGAUUCACUCGGUCAUCUCAACUACAGAGACAUCAGUGUGUUCACACUGGGGAGAGGCAGAUCUCCUGCUCGGACUUUGGGAAGAGAUUCUGUCAGCCAAAUCAAUCAGGUUUGCAUCAUUGAGUUCACACUGGGGAAACCUGUUCAACCGCUGUGAAUGUGGGAAGCGAUUCACUCAGUCAUCUAACCUUGUAACUCUCACUUCGACUAGCAGUUUAAUGUGGGGGUCGAUAGCUCCAGGCCCGGCCAAUCUUAAGAAAUCUCGUUUGGGUGGAUGCUGCACGAUGUGUCCCCCGUUACAAAUCAGUACCCCAAAAUAACAAGCAGCACACAAUAUGUGAUUAAAUAAUUGAGAAUUAUAAUUCUUAUUUUGACUAUAGGGUUAGUAAAGAAAACAAAAUAAAGAAAAAGGGCCCACUCUCUCCAUUCACAUCUUCUCAUCUCUCCCUGGCAAAAGACCAUGAAAAUCUCUCUUCCAGACUCACAAGAAAGAACAUUUCUCCCAUUGGAUAGCCCCGCACUCCAAAACCCUGUUAUCUCUAGUCGUAACCUAAACAUUACUGCUACAGAGAAACCAUUACCUCAGCAGUGAACCAUUGCAGAGAGGCCAUUACAUUAGCAGUGAAACCUUACAGCGUGUUACACUUGUGACACACUGCCGGGUUCACACUGGGGAGAAAGUUUCAAUAAGCUGCAUGCUGGAUAUUUGUCCAUCACCGUUGCUGAAUGCAAUUUCGAGAGUGACUGUCGGUGCUGAACUCUGCAAUUAUUGCUGCUGCUCACCACACCCAGUUCUGCACCCUGGUCACUGGGCAUGGGAGGAGUUUCUUCUGCUACAUAUUCACCUUUAAUGGGACUGGAGUUUAAUAUUCUGCACCUGUGACAAAUUAAUCAGUUCUAUUUUAACCUCUGUCUUUGGUACUUACCGUGUUUAUAACACAACCAGUGUACUCAGGCCUGCAGGACCCAGCCAGUGAUUCAGUUCCACAGCAGCCCUUUUGAAUCCUCCCCUGUUGUUCAUCUCUCACUCUCCCUGCGGGAUGGGUCCCAGUCACCACUGUGUGGGUGAAGAGGUUUCCCUUGAAUUUUCUGCAGACUGAAGAAGUCGAGCUGACUGCAGUUCUGUCUGAGAUGUUCUUUGCCCCUCAAAUCUCUGGGCUGAGAAAGAAUGACAUUGGGAGUUAAUCUCCUUAUUCAGGGCUCAUUUCCACAUGUGGGUCAUUUUCCCUGCUUCUAAAGGGUUGUUAGAAAACACCACUCUCCUCUAAAGACUGAAAGCAGAAUGGGAAACCAUUAGUUGGAUGUUCAACGGACUCGGGGUCAGAAACCAGAGGCUGGUCUGCACAGAGCAGAGUUUGGGGCUCUGGACGAUGGUCGGUAUAAGAACGUAUGAUGAGGAGAAGGGAAUCAGCAGCGGGGUGUGGCAACGAAUGACAGAGUAGCAACAUUUGGAAGCUGAUUGACAGAGAAAAUCUUUCCAUUGUCUGACUGACGAUACAAACAACACCAGUGGUGAGGUGCUCCACUGGUCGAGGAAUAUGUGUGUGUUGGGAAUGGUUUUAUCUAUUGAGGGAGUUGUACCUGUUGUUUAUCCUGUAAUAUUAUAUCUGGAUGGUUCUUAUGGAUUGUCCUAUCUGAAAUAAUGUAUUGAUUAUCUUAUAAUUUGUAAGAUUUUGACUCUGAAACUGAAUCAGGCGUGAAUUUAUGGUGCUCAAUGAAAUUAUGGUGGUCAUUCAUGAGUUUAUAUUUUGAAGUAAGAUUUUGGUGAAUAAUAUUUGCCACUUGACCUUUGUACCUUUGUAAGUAAUCAGAUUGAGUUAAACUGCUACAGCAUCCUGGAAUGUGUUGGAUCGUGUCUGGUUUCUCUUGUCAUUAUCUGCACUUACUGCCUUGUUUGUUUGUAUUUCAUGCAUUUUCAAUUUUGUUUUUCAUUUUCUUAACCACCUUGUCCUGUAUUUCUGCAAGGAACCCUCUGUUUCUGGGAAGAGGUCUCCAAAACUCAGUCAGGUGCUCGAUGCUUCCCUGUCACCAUCUAGUCUGCUCAGAUCGUUGGGAUGUCUCCCAUGGAGGGUCAUAUUCAUUCCACUGGUUAAUGUUUUCUUCCAUAGUGAUGAUUCAUUUUUCUGAGUUGGCCUCUCAUUUAAGUUUCUGGUCUGUAUUACUUAUCACAAUUGCAUAUACACACAUGGAGUGCUGAAUCGUGUUCAUUUUUGAUGAAAAUAUAUACUUUCAAGUUGUAUCUGACUGUUGUGUGAUUUCUUUUUCAUGUGUGUUAUUUCUCUUCCUCCUUCUGUCCAAUCUAAGUGGGUUUGAGUGUAAAUAGUCUUUUCUAAAGUUAUCAUUUCAGUUCUUAGUUAUCUUUGUAAAUUUUGCUGAUUGAAAUGGGACCAAGAUAUUUUAAUUUUAAAAAAUGUCAAUGUUGGUAUUGAUGAAAGUGUUUAUUGUCAUUGUUGUAUUUGUUAACUAUUGAGCUCUGUUUGGCAGGUUUUUUUUAAGCCUUGAACUAAAUUUUGUCAAAGGUUUUCCCUAUUUCGCACUACUUUUUAUUUUCUUUGCUUGUUGAUAUUCCAGAUAGGUGGGUAUCAAGAGUCCCAAAGAGGGGUCUUGGCCCGAAAUGUUGAUUCCCAUCCAUAGAUGCUGCCUGACAUGCUGAGCUCCUCCAGCACUUUGUGUGUAGUUCUCUAGAUUUCUAGCAUCUGCAGGUCCUCUUGUUUCCCAGAUACUUAUAUAUUUGUUGAAAGAACAAUCUAAUAGUGGGGUGUGUGUCUCUGUUGGUAAAAUAUUAAUUAAAAUCAUUAGAAAGAGGUGGCAUUGGGUUGGAAGGUGUAGAAUCUGUGGGUAGAAUUAAGGAACAGCAAAUGUGAAAACAAAGAUCCCUGAUGGGAAUUGUAUAGAGACCUCCAAUCAGUUGUAAGUAUCUGGUCCACAAAUUACAAUGGGAGAUAGAAAAUGCUUGCCAAAAGGGCAAUGUUACAAUAGUCAUGGAGGAUUGUCAUGCAGGUGAUAAGGAAAAUUAAGUGUGUUGUUCUCAAGAGGAGGAAUUCCUAGAAUGCCUACAAGAUGCUUUUUUAGAGCAGCUCGUGGUUGAGCCCACUUGGGGAUCAGCUAUUCUGGAUUGGGUGUUGUAAUGAACUGGAAUUAAUUAGGUCACUUACGUUCAAAGAACCCUUAGGGGCAAGUGAUCUAAAUAUGAUCAAAUUCACCCUGACAUUAGAGAAGGAGAAGCUCAAGUCAGAUGUGGAAUAAAUGUGAGGCUGCUUAACAAGAUCACAGCUCAUUGAAUUACAGGAAACAUACUUGUCUGGAUCGAAGGUUGCCUGACUGAUAAGGGAAAAAGAGUCAGAAUAAUGUGGGCAAUUCUGUUUUGCUGUCGGUAACUAAUGGUGUUCCGUAGGGGUCAGUAUUGAGACCGCAUCUUUUCAUGUUAAAUCUGAAUCUUUUGGAUAACUGAAUUGAUACUUGGGUAAUUAACUUUGCAGCUGAUACAAAGGUAGGUAUGGGACAGGUAGUUUAGAGCAAAGCGGGAGCCUGCAGAAAGACUACGAUAGGUUUGGAGAACAGGCAAUGAAGUAGCAGAUGAAAUAUAGUGUCCGGUCAUGUACAAUUGGUAGAAGGAAUAAGGGCGUAGGAAAAAAUUUUAAAUGGGAGAAACUUGAAGAAUCACAAGUGUAUCAGUACUUGGGAGUCCUUGAGCAGGAGUCCCUAAAGGUUUGCUUGCAGAUUGAGUUGAUUAAGGAUGACAACUGUAAUGUUUGCAUAUAAGAGCAAGGAUAUGACACUGUAGCUUUAUAAUGCAUUGGUCAGAUUGCUGUUGGUGUAUUGUGAGCAGUUUCUGAACUCUUACCUGAGAAAAAAAAGAUGUGCUCGUAUUGGAUCAGGUCUGGAGAAGGUUCACGAGAAUAAUUCCAGGAAUGAAAGGGUUAAUGUAUGAGGAGCGUUAGAUGGCUUUGACCCUGUACUCACUGGUUGAGAAAGAAGAGUGGGGAUCUCAUUUAAACCUAUUAAGUAUUUAAAGGCCUCGACUGAGUGGCUAUGAAGAAGAUGCACCCUACACGGUGUGAGUCUGGGACCAGAGGCCACGGCCUCAAUGUAUAGGGCAUCCACUGACAGCAGA